CUUACAUGCUCGCUGAACCAAAGUAGACGCGCUUCAGUUACAGGCAGCCGUAGACACGUUUUAUCACCACAAUAGGGAUGCUUUGUGAAAGCAGGUUGUGGCAUAUGACUUUUUGCUCUGACUCUGAGUGUGUGGAUCCUCCCACUUGCCACUCAGUCACUGCUGCUAGAACUCCUUCACUGACCACCAAUCUAUCAACAAAAAUUCAAGUUCCUGUCCAAGGAAACACUUUUCAAGAGCUACAUAUCCAACAUGGUGACUCUCAACCCUUUUUGGUAGCACCCCCAGAUUGCCGACAACUGUCACCUGGUGUGGGCAUCCCUGGCCGGGCACCUUCUCCAGGAACAGAGGCUUUCCUUGUGCCCUCAAGUUGUCAAAGCAUCUGCCAACACUACAAUGAUCUGUACAUUGCUGGAGGCCAGGUGCUGCCUCUUAGUCCUGGUGCAGGUAAUCCAGAAGGCAGUUCCACUCAGGACCAACAUCCUGGGCCCUUCCUGCUUUCCAGAGAUGUUCCUCCCCCCUCCCUUCUUCCUCCCCUGCUUCCUGAAUUCAGCAGUUCCAGACGCUGGAGAGAGGGCAGUUCGCGUGAACGUCUCUCUCUGUUGCAGGAUGGUCGUCCCCUUUCUAACGCAGAGCUUAAUGGUUACCUGGAACAGAAGUUGCUGGAGCUGUACACAGAGUACCUGACUGAGAGCCCUAUCAUAGCGUCUGAGCUGGAGCAGAUCACGAUACAGCUGAGUCGAGAACACAAGCUAGAGACGGGGCAGGUUAAAGACAUGCUUCUCAGCUGCCUGCUGAAAGCCACCAGCACCCAGCAGUCCAGUCAAUUCAGUACACCACUGCUGCAGAUCUCCACCCAGACAAAGUGAAAAUAACGAAGAGAAGAAAAGCAGGAGAGAAAGAGAGGGUGCAAGGCAGUGAUGGAAAGUUAUAAAGCUGGAAGAAAAAAAAGUAUGUGUCAAUUCUAGUUGUCCAUUUAUAAUGUAUAUUAUAGAAAAACAGAAAGUGUGGGAUUUAGUAUAUUUUAGUGGCAGCUGUUGUGUUUAUUUGUGAUUUUAAGAACAAAAAAAGUAAAGGAAAUGAAAAAAAAAUCCUCAAAACAUCAAUUGUACACUUUGUGUGAUAGAUGAACAUAUUUACGUUUUGAGACAGAAAGGAAAUGUAAGAAUACACAUCAGAAAUGUCAAUCAUAUAUGUAUAUGAAGGAAGGGAUCCCUCACAUCUCUGACAAGCAUAAACUGUUUACUAAAGAAGGAUGAAUAAACUUUGCUGACAAUUUCAUGCAUUUUUAAAAAUGCUAUAUGCCACCUCUAUCUUUUUUCACUUCACUUAUUACUCUGUGUAUUAAAAUGCUAUUUACAUCCACCUAGUUUGUCUCUAAUCAUUUUGCACAAUGCAUUACUUGUUUAAAACUAAAACCCAACACAGAUUUCAUCUACUCUCCUCGGUUGAUGUAGAGGAAAAUCAGACCCAUCACUCUCUCCACCAGCUAAU
Clarias gariepinus (North African catfish) is the source of this 1494-nucleotide messenger RNA. Its product is annotated as TLR adapter interacting with SLC15A4 on the lysosome. The transcript has 2 exons. Gene Ontology annotation, biological process: regulation of toll-like receptor signaling pathway. Lineage: Eukaryota; Metazoa; Chordata; Actinopteri; Siluriformes; Clariidae. The record is from RefSeq and is a predicted model, not a curated record. Bases 78 to 869 code for a protein of 263 amino acids.